Molecule: messenger RNA, 6019 nt
Organism: Ictidomys tridecemlineatus (thirteen-lined ground squirrel)
Lineage: Eukaryota; Metazoa; Chordata; Mammalia; Rodentia; Sciuridae
Source: RefSeq, a predicted model, not a curated record
AGUGACUUGGCUGAAAGAACAUUGAUCCAAGACUCAGGCAGGGAAUUUCUCUCUUCACAGUGCCCUCCCUAUAUCGUUGAUGGGCUGUUCAAACCCACUGGUCACGACCAUAACUGUUCUAUCUACUGUGGCUCUGUUCCUGGUUUAACCGUCUCUCUAUUGUUUUCUAUCUCUUUCUCCCCAGAAGGCCAGGGCUUUGUGAGUGAGGAUGAGUACCUGGAGAUCUCUGACAUUAAGCGGGACCAGUCUGGGGAGUAUGAAUGCAGCGCCUUGAAUGAUGUUGCCGCACCCGAUGUGCGGAAAGUAAAAAUCACUGUAAACUACCCUCCCUAUAUCUCAAAAGCCAAGAAUACUGGUGUUUCCGUUGGCCAGAAGGGCAUCCUGAGCUGUGAAGCCUCUGCGGUCCCCAUGGCUGAAUUCCAGUGGUUCAAGGAAGACACCAGAUUAGCCACUGGCCUGGAUGGAGUGAGGAUUGAGAACAAAGGACGCAUAUCCACUCUGACUUUCUUCAAUGUCUCAGAGAAGGAUUAUGGAAACUACACUUGUGUGGCCACAAACAAGCUUGGGAAUACCAAUGCCAGCAUCACAUUGUAUGAAAUAAGCCCCUCAUCAGCAGUGGCAGGGCCUGGAGCAGUCAUUGAUGGUGUAAACUCGGCCUCUAGAGCGCUGGCUUGUCUGUGGCUCUCAGGGACCCUCUUUGCCCACUUCUUCAUCAAGUUUUGAUAAGAAACCCUAGGUCCUCUGAGCAACGCCUGCUUCUCCAUAUCACAGACUUUAAUCUACACUGCGGAGGGCAAACCAGUUUGGGCUUCUUUUUGUUCACUUGUUUCUGUUCUUCUUCUUGAUAUAUUUUUGGUUUUUUGUUUUUCCUUUUAAUCGUGAUUUUUUUUUCCAGUUGGAAUGAGUGGGGUUGGGGGGAGGGGUGGGCAGGGUUCUACCAUGUGUAGGAUAAUCAUUUAUUGGUGUGUCCCAAAAUGGAAUCUGCUCCUGCAAUCUUGGCCCUUCCUUUUUGUCUGCUUCUCUUCCCAUAAUCACUACAAGCAAGCAACUUUCAUGCACACAUACAUGCAGACACACACACACAAAUACACAUCCCAAAACAUAAGUUUCAAGUGAGCAAAGAAAAUGUGCCUCAUAAACACCCUGAAGACACAACUUGAUUAAUAAUAUGAUACACAGUAAGAGUUAUAUCCAUGUGUCUUGUUACUUCUGUCUCUUGAGCUUUGAAUCAUUUUCUUGAUUAUAAUGUACAUAUCUUCCAUCCAAAUGAUUGUCAAAUCUCAUUAGGGUCCAUAUCUUUUCUUUCUAGAGAGUUAUCUCACUAUAUCCAAAUAUGUGUAUUUGUGUAAGCCACACAUAUACACAAACAGACGCACACGUACAUAUAAAAUCUUGCCAACUUCUCUAAUCACUUUGCCCUAUUCAUUUUUCCACUAGCUAUGGGCAUUAGAAGCUAGGGGCUAUGCAUGCAACUAAAAUUUAAUCAUUUAGAAGUCAAAUGACCAAAAGAAAAACAACAACAAUUUAAAAAAUGGGGGAAGUAUAUUAAGGGGAGUACUUCUCUUUUACAACACAUAAAAAAUGAUCAAUAGAUGGCUGUUUAGGUUUUAUCAAGUGAUCUAUAAAAGUAAUCAUAUGGUUAUUCAUCUACUCAAUUGUCUGAUUUAUCUCUCCAUCCAAUUGUCUACCCACCUGUCUUUCUCUCUAGUGAUCUAUUUACUCUAUUUAUCAAUCUAUCAAUGUAAUUAUCUAACACGUUUUUUUAUUUCUCUCCCCACUACUAUCAGUUCAUCACUAUAUUAAUCUCUAAUCAUAUUUUGUCUAUUAUACUUCAUUUUGUCUCUCCUCUACCAUCAACAGACAUUGGCAUCUUCAAAAUUUCCUAUCAACUUAUCAUGUGAAAGCCAAUGAUCUCACAGGCUCACAACAUAGAAAAGCUGUACCCUGUGUCAUGGACUCUUUGGAAUGUGGAAACCCAUCCACCCAAAUUAAACCCUGUUAACAGAUGGACCAAAGUAGCAAUGUAAACCAGUCACUCACUAUUCCCAGGAGAAUCUAUAGUUCCUAAAACAUCUUCUUGGGAAGCAGAUCAGCUCUGGACAAACCUUGAUUAGUACUGCAUUUCCUCUUUCAUGCUCAAAGGAUUGUACUACCAACUUUCAUGCUUCUCUCAGCCUUUCCAGAAAGUGCAUGUCAGGAACUUACAAGACCUUCUUCAAGGCAGAUUUUCCUUAGGAGCAAGAACAUGAAGGAAAACACACAUCUGUGUCUGCAAUGUAAAGUCAGCAGUCCAUUCUCCAAAGUGGACUACUUCUAAGUGUUUCCUUUCUGGUCCCAGUUCUGGUUUGAUCUGUUUGAAAACUAUCCAGUAAAAAGCUGAUGGAGGCCAAUUACAUGGCGGGUGUGUUGACAACUCUGGUAUUUGUUUCAGGAAGCUCUUCUGAGCUGAGGGCACUUGAGCAACUGACUUAAUUUCCAAGCACUUGAUUAACACAACACUGCAAACAGAAGGGGGAAAGUGUAAGUGACACAGUUUCCUCAGAUACAGGCUGCUUCUCUAAUGGCUUUGGGAAGGAUGUCCCCAGCUUCCUGUGUUCAAACAGACCUAGCAUAUAAAGAAGAGUGGACUAGAUCUUUCCACACUCUCCUGGAACAAGAAGGACUCAGCCAACAAGGGAGCCUGAGAUUUAAAAAAAAAAAAAAAAAAAACAGCAUAAAAACCACAUGAGGGCAUGAGAAAGAGGGGAUGCUUUUCUAUGCAUCAAUAAUGACUUUCUUACAGACCUGCCCUGCCUCAGUUGGAAAUCUUUUUCAGGCCUACAUCAUAGAGAAUAAAUAUGAACUCUAUAAUAGAGUUCCAUUCCCUUAGUGCUUAAUUGAUCUCUUCCUCCAAUGUAAGUGCCCUCUUUGUGUUUUUCUGCUAUGGCAACAUGAAUAUGACACCCGGAGUGGGGAAAUAUAUGUACAAUUGAAGACUGCCUUGGCAUAUGGAAAGCUAGGCACUGUCACAAGAAGUAGAGCUAAUGGGAACAAAAUUAAUAUUGCAUUUGCCAGUUGUCAACAGACAUCUUUUUUUCCUAGUGUGCUACUAGGAACCAGGUUCUGGGAAUAUAAGUGAUGUGCCGAAAAGAGCCUUUUGAUUACAACUUCCAGAGACAAUCAUGAACCGGCACAAACUCAGAAUUAAGGUCGGGCAUGGACAUUUCAUAUCUAUUCCCACACUCAGCAUCUGGAGUUGGGUUGGUGUCAGACAUUUUAUGAGAAAUAAAUGUGUCAUUUGAGUGUUCUACUGGUACUAAAUUGUUACUUUGGAGUAAAAUAAAUGUAAAGGCUUUGGGGAGUGGAUGGUGUUGGAGAACAUGGUGCUUGGAAUGGACAACUUGUACCUGUUCCUCACUCUAAGAACUGUUAUGUUGCAAGGGGUCCAUCCUCUGGCCAAGUAUAUCAUUGUAUGCUUUCAAACCCAACAAUACUGGGCUUAAGGUCACCAUGGAACUCUGUUCUGUCUUGUUCCACUGGAUAUUAGGAAACAUCUCUGAUGGAUACCUAUUCCAGCCAUGUUUCAGAGUGAAAAGUAUGCUAAGUCCAAUCCUCUUCUUUCUAAAAUACAGAAAACCAAGAACAUAAGACCCAAGGCAACUGGGAUACUGGAAGUGAAAUGACUUUUCAUUACAAUGGACAUAUUCCAGCUUCUGUAUUAUUUGAAUCACUUUGGUGGGAAUGGCUCCAUGGGAUUAGAGCUGUUGCCCAAUAUCUUGAAGUAUAUAGUAAAUGUUUACUAAAGAUGGCAUCCACACUUACACAUGCUUUUUCAACAUUACAUAUGAAGGGUGGGUGGAUAAGCCCUGCUGGACAGAUUUGUUCGGAGUGCCAAUGGUGGGGGUAAAAAGGGGAUAAGGGCAGGAAAAAGAAAUAUGUCUCUGGGCAAUAUAUCAUUUGUGGGUUUACCACAUACAAAGGAAACCAAGUGCAGCUUAUCAGAUUAGGUGAGAAGAAUUCAGCAACAGCAGUUAUUUGAAACCCUUCCCUUUCCCCAAAGUUAAUAUGUACUACCACCAAAGUAAUGCCAAUGAAAGUGCUAGUGUUAAGGCUCCAGCCAAGCUGUUUUUUCAGUAGUUUAAUGCCAAGUGCCUGAUACAGUCAUCUGCAAGUCUAAACAAGUGAAUUUAGUUUUUUCUUAUUCUUGUUUUAUUGGGGAGGGUGAAGAUGUAGGGGAGCAGUUGUCAAAACAUGCACAUAUUUUUUAUAGAGAGUACACUGCACAGUAUUUUAGCUGCAAGUGUGCUCAAAAUGAACAAAAGAAGAGGGAAGAUUCGGUGUUGCAAAGAAGAAUGGGCCUCUCCCCUCUGAAGUUCACACCUCUUACUGGAGGAUACUUUCCAAGUUAGGCUGUUAAUUGGGAAGUGUACUCUGAGACUCUUGGGGAUCCAUGAUGGAGGCAAAUGUCAGGGUCUGAGUCUGCAUUAAACCUGUCAACUUGCCCUGAACAAGGAGGAGGUAGCAAGUUCUAUUUACAUUGAAGAACUAUUACAUCAAAAGAGCAGAGAAUUCUAAAGUGGGCAGUUGAUCCCAGGGAGAGCUUAUUAGUAACAUGACAUCACAAGUGGAUAGAAAUUGAAUAUUUGUGGUGCCAAUGGGCAAAUUUUCUCUGUAGUUGUUACAUGGCUGCCCCAUCAUAGAAAGAGGGAAGGGAGAGGCUUAAAAUGAAGGACCCCUGGUGAAGAGUUUCUUUCCCCAGUUGGACCCUGAGUUCUCACUGAGAAAGUAAAGCUGGCUUUGAAAUACCAGGACCAGCACUCCCCCAACACACCCUCACCACAAACAAUAUUAACUCCCUUUACAAUUAGGGGAAGCAACAAAGUUUUUCUUUUGUGUAAAAUGCAUUUUUUUCUCUAAUGGCAAGAAUCUGUUAUAUUUAUUUUGCACAACCCCCAUUCCUGGAAAUUCUCAUACCCAAUUGCUUCCCCUCCCAUCAAGGCUUCUCUGUCUCUUUCUUUUAAGACAAAUAAGUUUGAACAGUUGCGGUAAAACUUCACAGGUGUGUAACUAGGAAGACAACAUUUUGAAAGAGAUGCCAUAUGAUGAGGACUCCUAAUGAUCACUAAAAGCAAACAAAUAAAAAUGCCAGUCUCAUUUCCCUCAUUUCUUCCUUAAGAGAAGAGAAGUAAAUGAAAGGAAGAAGAAAUAGUUUUGCAAUUAAAAGAUGUAGCAAAAUGAUAUGGGUGAACCAGUGCAAUUUAGCCUUCAGGUGCAAAAUACUUUGAGUCCAAAGGAAUGUGAGGUGGACUUAAUUAGAUGCAAUUGUCUUUAUCCUGAAAGUUGUCAGCUAAACCUAAUUUCCAGUAUUUUGAAACAGAUUCCUUUUACCCCCCCAAUGGUGCCCUUUUAAGGCACAUAGUUAUUUCACACCAUUGGGUAGAGAAAGAAAGAUUGUGGACCCUUUACCAUCCUUGUGGGACUACAUUCUAUGUUAUUUGGCAGAUGUAUAAGGAUAUCAAUAAUCACAAUGAUAAGUAAUAAUAGCUGCCCUUGCAUUAGUUAAAGGGAGAAUUUUUAAUCAUUCAGAAAAUUUUGUGACAUGUAAAGUGCAGUUGUGAGGAAUGUGUGGGUGUACGAAAAUGUAUCUGUCAAGUUCAGAGUCCUCUAGGUUUUAAAAAAAUAUAUAUAUGACUUAACAAUGGUGCCGUUAUAGCCGUGUCCAACAAUGGGUGUGCCCAUUUUCACAAUGAUCCUUAAAACAAAUCUAUGUUCAAAUGCUUUAAAAAUUUAUCACAUGAUAAAGGAGUAUAACUUUGUCAGCCUUCUAGAGUUAUUUUUCCUUUUACUUUCUUUCUUAUAUAUUUUUCCUUCAAAUUUCAAUGAAGACUUGAUUUCUGUCAAUAAUUGUAUCAAGGGUGAAUAUACUACCUGAAUUUUGUGCAUGUUACAUUGUAGUUGUAACCUUUUCUAAUUCAGGAUGAAUAUGAGAUGGUUGUGAUUGUGCAGUGUAUCAAUAAAGUUUGAAGAACUUUGUAACUUU